Molecule: messenger RNA, 2507 nt
Organism: Ricinus communis (castor bean)
Lineage: Eukaryota; Viridiplantae; Streptophyta; Magnoliopsida; Malpighiales; Euphorbiaceae
Product: protein RCC2 homolog
Exons: 16
Coding region: 558-2069 (503 amino acids)
Source: RefSeq, a predicted model, not a curated record
CAGAGUUGCAAAUGAAAGAUUAUCAUGACAUAUGAAUCAUCUUCAAAGAAAAGAAAGUAGAAUAUAGAUUCUCUUUCCAUGCCAAAUUUAUGCACCAAGAGGAUAAAAUUAAUAAUUAAAAAAGCCAGAAAAAGAAAAAAAGAAAAAAAGAGAAAGGGGGAGAAACAAAAUCUAAAAACGAUGUACUCUCUCUCUCUCUCUCUCUCCGCAUUAUAUUUGCUUUAAUAAUAAAAAGUAGCUAUUUCUUGGAAAACCCAUACAAAAUCCCUUUUUAUCCUUCUAUUUUCUCUCUCAUUUUGCUUCCCCAUUUUUGAAUUAGGGUUUCGUUCUGCUCUUUCUAUCACUUGCAAAACCUUUAAACCCUAAUCACUCCCGAUCCCUUCCAACUAGCCGUUACUUCCUUUUUUCCCGCCAUUUUUAGCUUCCUCCUGGACGUUGAUUAUCUUUAUUUCAAAUACUAGCCGUUAGAUCUGUCCCCUCUGCUGCCAUUUCUUUUUUUUUUUUUGGUUCUAUUUUAUUAUUAUUAUUUUCUGUUAAAAUUUCAAGAGGGGGCGGAAAUGUCGGCGGUUGAAGAGGACAAGAAGGGGGACGAGGAGAAUGAGGUAGCAGCAGCUGAGAAAGGAGGUGAGCUAUUGUUCUGUGGUGCCACGUGUUGGGACAUCAUUGGUCGUAAAAAAGGUGCUCAAGAAGGUAAUCUAAUCUCUCCUACUCGCCUCCGUCCUCUCGUCGGCGUCGACAUUCGCUUCGUUGCCUCCGGCUGCUCAUCAUGUCAUUGCGUGGCGCUAGAUGUUGAAGGGCGUUGCUAUACAUGGGGCCGAAAUGAGAAGGGGCAAUUAGGUCAUGGAGACAGAAUCCAGCGUGAUAGACCAACAGUUGUUUCUGAACUUUCCAAGUAUAAAAUUAUUAGAGCUGGAGCAGGGAGGAGCCACACAGUGGUGGUCACUGAAGAUGGUCUAUCCCUAGCAUUUGGCUGGAAUAAACAUGGACAGCUCGGUUCUGGUUCUGCAAAAUCUGAAGUUGAAUCAUCUCCUGUUCGAUGUCUCGUGUCUGAUGUCAAGAAUACUGCUUGCGGAGCUGAGUUCACAGUUUGGUUAUCAUCUGUUGAAGGAGCUUCUAUAUUAACUGCUGGCCUUCCACAGUAUGGUCAGCUUGGACAUGGAACAGACAAUGAGUACAAUACUAAAGAUAGCUCAGUCAGGCUUGCUUAUGAAGCCCAACCACGCCCUAGAGCGAUAGCUUCUCUUUCUGGGGAAACUAUUGUAAAAGUUGCAUGUGGAACAAAUCAUACAGUGGCUGUGGAUUCAAAUGGCUAUGUUUAUACGUGGGGCUUUGGUGGUUAUGGAAGGCUUGGCCAUAGAGAGCAAAAGGAUGAGUGGGUUCCUCGUCGUGUGGACGUCUUCCAAAGGCACAAUGUUCUACCUCCUGAUGCUGUUGUUUCAGCUGGUUCUGUGAACUCUUCAUGUACUGCAGGAGGUGGACAGUUAUAUAUGUGGGGCAAAAUAAAAAAUACUGGUGAUGACUGGAUGUACCCUAAACCUCUGAUGGAUUUGAGUGGUUGGAACUUACGAUGCAUGGAUUCUGGCAACAUGCACCAUUUUGUUGGUGCUGAUAACUCCUGCAUAAGUUGGGGGCAUGCUCAGUAUGGUGAAUUGGGAUAUGGUCCUAAUGCACAGAAAUCUUCAGCAGUACCAAAGAAGGUAGAUAUUCUUGAGGGCAUGCACGUUAUUGGUGUUGCAUGUGGUAUGGGCCAUUCCAUGGUUAUAGUUGAUAGAGCAAAUGUAGACGACAGACUUGAACAGAGACACUUGGAGACUCAUCUUAGCUGGUGCAUUUUGGUAUUCACAUCUAUGUUUUUGUCUUCUCACAGCUGGAUAUCUAUGAUGGCAAAGCUUCUGGUGAAGGGAGUGAGGAACCCGAGAACAAGGCUCCAGCUGCUAAGCAAAAUGCAAAGAAAGCUGCUGCUAGAUCUUCUAAUAAUUCAAAAAAGAGAAAGAAAUCUAAAGACUCGUCAGAAUCAGAAGAAGAAGAAAUUAGCGAUGAUGAAAGUGAGAAUAGCGAAGGACAGGUGAAUGGCCAGAUGCGAAAAGGUAAACGCUGUGAAAAGGCAAGUGGGGGUGCUGGUCGUGGUCGGGGCCGCUCUACUCCUGCAACAAACAGAAGUACAAAUUCUUCGCAAGCGAAAGGUGGCAAGAGAGGAAGGCCACGGAAGACGUGAGCUUGCACGCACGUUCUCAAACUGAAAACGGAAAUUUUUUGUUCUCUAUUGUAGGGAAAGUCUUGUAUCAUUUUCAUACAUUGUCAACUGGAUUUGCAUUAUUUCAAUUGUACUCGACUAGAUUUUCAAUCCUCCCUUCUCUUCCCACCUUAUGCUUUCUUUUGAGGGAAACCAUUUUCCUGGAUGAGUGCAUUGAUUUCUUUGGAGUUUCUAGGGGAGCCGAGAAAUGUUCCGAGGGGUAGCUUGUACUAUUUUCUAUCAAAAUGAAAAUUUAUCAUUUUAUUCGACUGUA